Molecule: messenger RNA, 1079 nt
Organism: Nanorana parkeri
Lineage: Eukaryota; Metazoa; Chordata; Amphibia; Anura; Dicroglossidae
Product: platelet-derived growth factor D-like
Exons: 4
Coding region: 68-607 (179 amino acids)
Biological process (GO): positive regulation of cell population proliferation; positive regulation of phosphatidylinositol 3-kinase/protein kinase B signal transduction; positive regulation of MAP kinase activity
Cellular component (GO): membrane
Molecular function (GO): platelet-derived growth factor receptor binding; growth factor activity
Source: RefSeq, a predicted model, not a curated record
UCAGAAUGAUUUUCCGCCUGCAGCAUCGGAGACAAACUGGGAAUCUGUCACAAGCCCUGUCUCAGAUAUGUACUAUUACUCUCCAUCAGCAACUAAUUCCACUGUCCUAGCAGAGGCUAUGGACCAAGCUAUUUCCAUGUUUGACACUGUUGAAGAGGUGGUCAAACACUUAAAUCCAGUAACAUGGCAGGAAGAACUAGAAAACCUCUAUACAGAUACAGCACAGCACUGGGGACGGACCUUUCAGGAAAGAAAAUCUAAAGUGAACUUAGACAGGCUUAAUGAUGACGUCAAACGAUACAGCUGCACCCCGAGAAAUUUCACAGUAAACUUACGGGAAGAGCUGAAGAUUACCAGCGCUGUGUUUUUUCCACGAUGCCUCCUUGUUAAACGCUGUGGAGGAAACUGCGGUUGCGGAACUCCGUAUACCAAAUCUUGCACGUGCACCUCUGGAAAAACUGUGAAGAAAUACCAUGAGGUGCUGAGGGUCGUGCCUGAAGUUGGCUACAAUAAGAAAAAGAAUGGAAAGAAUAUGUCUAUCAUAGACAUCCAGCUGGAGCAUCAUGAAAGGUGUGAUUGCAUCUGCAGUUCCAGACCACCGCGAUAAAAAAGUACAAGGAGGAAUAAUGGAAAGUUCUUACUGAUUCAUGGAUUUUUGCUGAACUGUCAUGAAAUGUCCUGGACAUGGACAUGGACAUGGAGUCAGGAUUUAAUUGACUUUCAGAUUUACGUAUGUGUUGUGCUUGAGGAAAUAUGCUUGUUAACCUAAUUUUUGCACAUUACGUGCAGUCUUAGAGAGGUAAGGUGCACCUGUCAUCAAGCGAUCGAGUCACAUAUUUUGUUAGCUGAGAAAAAUGUGUUUGCUAUUGGAAGACAGUUCACAAUGAACUAAAACAUUACAAACUGUUCAUUAUGGUGUUACAAUCGAUUUCUGAAGCUCCACAAUCCCAAAAUAUGGUUUGUCUCACCAAGUUCCUCCUUUAGCUUGUGUAAUAGGAACCCUGUACAUAGACAGCGCAGGAUGGAAUUUGUUUUACAUAGAAGAUCUACAAACAGCCACCUUUAAAUAUAAAAACGUC